AUGAAGGUUUUGUACACGAAUUCAGCAUCAAGUGUUGAGGAGUGGAUCACCAAUACUGAAGCUUCCCUAGAUUCUUCUGCUAGGAAGAUUGUUGGUCUUGAUGUUGAGUAUGAUAAACUCAGUGGAACCUAUUUCAAUCCGAAGAAAGCUGCUAUGAUCCAGCUAUGUGUUGGCACUGAUGUUCUUGUGUACCACAUAUGCCAUGCUGAUGAGAGGAGUGAAAAGUUGUAUGAUUUCUUUUAUGGCUAUAGGUACACUUUUGCUGGGUUUUGCGUCGUAGAAGACCGCACCAUUCUGUCACGUUCAAAGUACUAUGUUCAUAAUGUGAAGGAUAUACAGGCAAUAUGGAGAGAUCCGGACAACAGGAAGAGAACUCAAGGUCUGAAGGAUGUUGCUGGAGCUAUUAUAGAUCCAAUCUAUUUUGAGAUGAAGGAUGGUUUUGGAAGGGCAGAGCACAGGAUGUGA
Molecule: messenger RNA, 465 nt
Organism: Lolium perenne
Lineage: Eukaryota; Viridiplantae; Streptophyta; Magnoliopsida; Poales; Poaceae
Cellular component (GO): nucleus; cytoplasm
Molecular function (GO): nucleic acid binding; 3'-5' exonuclease activity
Source: RefSeq, a predicted model, not a curated record